UCCAUCGUGAACUGUCAAUCCUGUCAACGUGCUAACUCCACAUAACCUCACAAGUCCCAAACCACCACACUACCACCACAAAAUGGGCAAAAAACGAAAACUCCUUCAACAAAACCAAAACGAAGACACCGAAUUCGACCCGCCCCCGAAACACUUCGUCGUCAACCACUUGAAAAACCAAGAAAAGCGUCUCAUCAUAAUCCUCGAGGGGGCCCAACUCGAGACAGUCAAAGUCGGCAAUAAAUUCGAACUGUUAAACUGCGACGACCACGCCCACAUAUUGAAGAACUCAGGACGGGUGCAGUCGUCGUGUCGCCCCGACAUCACCCACCAGUGUUUGUUGAUGCUGUUCGACAGCCCGCUGAAUCGAGCGGGUUUGCUACAAGUGUACAUCCACACGGAGAACAACGUCCUCAUAGAACUCAACCCGCAAACUCGAAUACCUAGGACUUUUAAACGGUUCGCGGGUUUGAUGGUGCAGCUGUUACACAAAUACGCCAUUCGUGCCGAAAACGGACCCAAAUUACUCAAAGUGAUCAAAAACCCCAUUGUGAAUCACUUGCCUGUGGGGAUUAGGAAGUUGGCUAUGUCGUUCGCGGCGAAGCAAGUCACGGAGUGUGAAGAAGUGGUGCCCAAGGAUGAAGAUCCGAUUGCGGUGGUUGUUGGAGCUAUGGCUAGAGGUAGUGUGAAUGUUGACUACACUGAAGACACGUUGUCUAUUAGUAAUUAUCCCCUUUCGGCGGCUCUCACGUGUACUAAGUUGUGUUCGGCGUUUGAAAAGGCGUGGGGGAUACUUUAAUUUAAUUUAAUUUAGUCGUUUUUUAAAAAUAUAUUUUGUAAUAAACAAAGAACAAUAAAAAUUACAGACGAAAAUCA
This is a messenger RNA of Zophobas morio, 876 nucleotides long. Its product is annotated as ribosomal RNA small subunit methyltransferase NEP1. Bases 83 to 799 code for a protein of 238 amino acids. Gene Ontology annotation, cellular component: nucleolus; small-subunit processome. The record is from RefSeq and is a predicted model, not a curated record. Gene Ontology annotation, molecular function: rRNA (pseudouridine) methyltransferase activity; rRNA binding. Gene Ontology annotation, biological process: rRNA base methylation. The transcript has a single exon. Lineage: Eukaryota; Metazoa; Arthropoda; Insecta; Coleoptera; Tenebrionidae.